AUGAUGCAACCACAAGUGCCAGCUCAACCCACAGUGAAAGUAGAAGGCAAGGAUGUAGCCCAAGUCAUAGUGGCAGACCAGAAACUAGGUGAGAGAAAAAAAAUCAACUUAGUGGUCGAAAAGCUAAAUAAAGACAGCGUCCAAGAAGUGUCUGACUUAAUACUUCAGCCGCCAGAAGAUAAACAAUAUGCAGUGCUGAAAGAGAGAUUACUUAGCGUCUAUGAAGAGUCAGACAGUCAAAGAAUCCGGAAACUAAUGAAAGGAAUCGAUCUGGGAGAUCAGAAACCGUCGCAGCUGCUACGAAGAAUGACGGACCUUAGCAGAGGAAAAUUCCCAGACGAUACCCUGCGCAUCCUGUGGAGUGAGCAUUUACCAGCGGCAGUACGUACCGUGUUGAGUACCAGUGAAGUUACCGACCUGAAGAAGCUAGCUGAGCAGGCGGACAACAUCAUGGAGGCAGCGGAGACGAACGACACAGUCUCAGAAGUCACCUCCGGCGCGUCAACAUCGAGCACCGACGCAUUAGUAGCAGAAAUAUCGAAACUAAGCAAGAGGAUAGACGAUAUGCACACAGAUAGGCAGAAUAGGAAGAAGUCCUACGCACGAUCUCGUUCACCAUCUCCAAGGAGACGGAGGUACUACCCGUCGCAACAGCGGUUCAGGAAGAGAUCAACGGAUUGGGUGUGCUACUACCACUUUCGAUUCGGCAAUAAAGCUACGAGAUGUGAACAACCCUGCAGCUGGAAAGGUGGCGCCACGUCAUCGGAGAAACGCCAGUCGGGAAACUAG
This is a messenger RNA of Trichoplusia ni (cabbage looper), 789 nucleotides long. RefSeq lists its product as uncharacterized. Bases 1 to 789 code for a protein of 262 amino acids. Lineage: Eukaryota; Metazoa; Arthropoda; Insecta; Lepidoptera; Noctuidae. The transcript is spliced from 2 exons. The record is from RefSeq and is a predicted model, not a curated record.